Messenger RNA from Paramuricea clavata, 2570 nucleotides. Lineage: Eukaryota; Metazoa; Cnidaria; Anthozoa; Malacalcyonacea; Plexauridae. The record is from the annotation of a GenBank genome assembly.
AUGCCUGAGGUAGAUUCCACCUUACGUCUGAUAGGUCAGUGGAAGUACAUCAUUACCACUGAUCUUACUAGUGCAUUUUACCAAAUUCCCCUUUCCAAAGAAUCGAUGAAAUACUGUGGUGUUUCUACGCCAUACAGAGGAACUUGUGUUUACGUACGUUCAGCUAUGGGCAUGCCUGGCUCAGAGACAGCAUUGGAGGAGCUAAUGUGCCGUGUUCUGGGCGAACUCCUACAAGCAGGAGCAGUUGCUAAGUUAGUUAGCUGAUGACUUAUAUUGUGGUGGAAAUACUCCAGCUGAGCUGCUCGAUAAUUGGACAAAGUUAUUGUCAGCCCUUCACAAGAACAACCUGCGUCUCUCGGCUUCCAAGACUGUAGUCAACCCAAAAUCCACGACGAUCCUGGGUUGGACUCGGUCACAAGGUAAACUCUCAGCAAACCCACAUCGUUUAUUCGUGCUAUCCUCAUGUCACCCUCCAGAGAAAGUGAAGCAAAUGAAGUCAUUCAUUGGGGCGUAUAAGGUUUUGGCACGGGUGAUCCCUGCAUGUUCAUCUCUCCUUGCUCCUCUUGAUGCCAUUUACAGACUUCCAUCUACCGAGGCGGUUUUGUGGACAGACGAGCUACGCACAGCUUUUACCGCUGCUAAAAAGGCACUUUCAUCUUCCCAUUCAAUUACACUUCCAAAGCUUGAUGAUCAAUUGUGGAUAGUAACCGAUGGAGCACUUCGCAAGCCUGGUAUUGGUGCCACUUUGUAUGUGACUCGUCAAGACACCCUUCACCUUGCUGGUUGUUUCAGUGCAAAGAUACGAAACCAUCAGUCUUUCUGGCUUCCUUGUGAGGUCGAAGAUUGGUUAUUGCCACUGCUGUGAAACCUUUUUAGUCCAUACCUCGUCCAGUCUACCAGCAAGGCAUGUGUCCUCACCAACAGUAAACUGUGUGUGCAGGUAUACCAGAAGUUAUGUAGAGGUGAAUUUUCCACCAGUCCUCGUGUAUCUACAUUCCUAUCCACCAUUAGCAGGUACCAGGUUCUAGUUCAACACAUUGCUGGCGUAUCCAUUCUCCCAUCCGACUUUGCAAGUCGUAAUGCUCCCGAGUGCAGAGACAUGGCUUGUCAAGUAUGUAAUUUCAUAAACACUACACAGUCAUCAGUUAUUUGUCGCACAUCUGUGACUGAAAUCCUGUCUGGUAAAACACACCUUCCCCUCACAAGUAGAGCUGCUUGGCUGUCUAUACAGGCAGAAUGUCCAGAUUUAUGCAGGACUCAUGCCCAUUUACGACAGGGGACACGUCCUUCAAAGAACAUUACAAAUAUUAAAGAUGUUAAGCAUUACCUUAAUGUCACCACUAUCGCAAGAGAUGGUCUCUUCGUCGUUAAGCGCAGUGAGCCACUUUUACCGACACGAGAAUGCACUGUCGUACCAUGACAAGUCUUAGAUGGCCUCUUGACCGCACUCCAUAUUCAACUUAAUCAUCCCUCUGCUCACCAACUAAAAAUGGUUACUCGUCGCUAUUUAUUCGCUCUGGAUAUGGACAAAGCUAUAGAGCGUAUUACAGAUGGAUGUCAUCACUGCGCUUCCCUGAUCAGAUGUCCACAUACUACAGUUGAGCAGUCUACUACACCUUACACCUUUGCCCGAGACAGUCGGAGUGUCCUUUGCUGCAGAUGUAAUUAAGCGCAGCCGCCAACUAAUUUUGGUUCUCCGUGAAUGUAUUACGUCCUUUACCACAACAACAUUAAUUCAGGAUGAACGUCACCAAUCUCUACGUGAUGCGUUAGUUGGUCUGUGUAUUGAAUUACGUCCUUUAGAUGGUCUCCCUGCCGUUAUUAGAACAGAUCCAGCCCCUGGUUUGAAGGCCUUAGUUAACAACCCACUCCUGCAUAGUCACCGCCUUUCCAUUGAAAUAGGUCAAGUGAAAAACAGCAAUAAGAAUCCUGUGGCAGAAAGAGCUGUUCAAGAGCUGCAGAACGAGCUUCUUCGACAAGACCCCUCAGAUGGGUAUGUAUCACCAUUAGCCCUUUCAACAGCCACUACAAGCCUGAACUCCUGAAUACAAAGCUGUGGUCUGCCCGCCAGGGAAAUGUGGUAUCAACAAGAUCAGUUCUCUAACUCACAGCUGCCCAUUGAUGACCGUCAGUUGAUAACAAGCCUGCACGAGACACACGUAAAAAAUCAUCCCUAUAGUGAAAAAUCUAAAGCUCCGCAUGGAAAAAUGUUGCUGCCUCCCUAUUUACAUAUUGGCGAUCUUAUCUAUCUGUAUGCUGACCAUGACAAGUCAAGUGCAAGGGAUCGGUAUCUUAUCGUAUCUGUAGACGGACAAUGGUGCAAUAUCCAGAAAUUUUGUGGUUCACAGAUACGCAACACUUCAUAUCGAGUAAAACGUAACAAGUGCUAUAAAGUGCCUCCUGCAGUACAAGCCAACCCCAAACGGUACCUCACAGAUAACAUGUCCAACGACAAAGAACUGUACCUUCCUUCCUCAUCUCCACCCCCUCUAAUGACCAUUCCACAGGAAAUAUUGACCCCUCCUCAGAAAACCUUAACUCCACCGACUGCUCAGCCAGAAGAACCAUAA